AUGCUGCCGCCGUCUCUGUCUCUUUCUCCAUUCCCGAUGCCUACAGUUGCAACGGAACAAGCCCGCAGCCUGGACCCUGCCCUGCCGGACGCGUACUUUUGCCCCAACGAUUCAGAUGUAGUCGCUUGUCCUCUCGGCUAUUAUUGCCCUGCUGGAUCAAACAGUCCUACCCCUUGCCCCAUCGGCAUGUACAGCGUAACAGAAAAAGCAGCAGAUACGGAUGCAUGUCUCGCAUGUCCUCGAGCCGGGUACUACUGCGAAGGCGAGGCGAAUGCAGAUCCAACGGGGAUGUGUCCAACAGGAAAAUACUGCGAAGAGGAGACCGCUGUGCCCCAGCCAUGUCCAGUAGGAACAUACUGCCCUGAAGGUCUAUCAGCGCCGGUGACAUGCCCAGAAGCGUCAUACGCGCCCGAGUAUACAUAUCGUCUCUAUGACCGCUACACGGGCUGUGACUCUCAUAGACAUCUAGAGAGGGAUAGAGAUGUACACUCCUGUACGUGUGACGUUUCUACGCCUACCCUGAGUAUAUACAAAUCUGAAUCGCUGCAGGAGAGGUAUCCGACGGACGAGGAACUUGACAGUGGAAAGCCGUGCCCUGCGGGUCACUACUGUCCAACCGGCUCGUACGAGCCGAUCCCCUGCCCAGCUGGCACUUACAAUCCCUACGAGCGUCAAGACUCUCUUGCAUCGUGUUUAUACUGCAGCGGAUCUUCACAUUCCACUUCUCCUGGGAGCGUGACGUGCGCGUUCUGCGGAGGAAGUUCUGUAGCGGACGCUGCUGGCACGUCUUGUCGAUGCGAAGGGAGGAACAGGUUCUACCAAGAAAGCAUUCAUGCCUGCAUUUGCAGCAGAGGUUCUGGCUCCUUCGAGAAUGGGGUAGACCUCUCUCUUCAGGACGGAAGUACGGACUGCGUAGAACGGGUCUACUCGAGCUGCGGCGGAAGUACUGUACGCGAUUUCGAAGGAGCGUGUAUCGACCCCACGGAGCUAUGUGCCCAACAGUGUGCUUCAGGAACUGGAACAUAUCACGCAGAGCUCAAUAGCUGCAUCUGUACUGACUUGAAGACAGCGGACGAGGUGUGCGACAUCAGUUGCCGUCGGCGCAUGCAGACGAUGAAACUGACAAAGACAGACUUGGUUUUCCUGGAUUCGGAGUCUGCGCCUUUGGCGUCUAUUCCUCUUUCAAAGCUUUCGGGUCGUUCUCUAAUUAUGGCGGGUGAACCUGCCUGUAAUGAAACUGCUGGCUGUCCAGUCAUCGUGUUCAACUGCACUGAAGCUGGACUGAAAGGCCUUUUCGGUACGCCAACUGAUCUGCAAACGAACAUCGAGGGUCGCCUCACAACAAAUACUACUCCAGGCACUUUCUUCACGGCAAGUGGCUUAGGCAGAAGAGCAACCAAUGGAGAAAUUCCUGAGAACAAUCAUGAGAACGACUUCGCGCGGGAUUCUCCGGUCGAGCGCGACGACCUCCUCAAUCCCGGAAUUUUGAAUCCGGUUCGGUGCAUACAACAGGGAACUUCAGUCGCCUUUCUUGUCCAUCCGGGCAAUGCGCAGUCUAAGCCACUUUAUCCCGUAUAUUUGCAACAGUCCUUUUUCAAUACCGAAAGCGACUUCGACUUCGGCCACCUCAC
Rangifer tarandus platyrhynchus (Svalbard reindeer) is the source of this 1631-nucleotide messenger RNA. The record is from the annotation of a GenBank genome assembly. Lineage: Eukaryota; Metazoa; Chordata; Mammalia; Artiodactyla; Cervidae.